Molecule: messenger RNA, 2502 nt
Organism: Ochotona princeps (American pika)
Lineage: Eukaryota; Metazoa; Chordata; Mammalia; Lagomorpha; Ochotonidae
Product: disintegrin and metalloproteinase domain-containing protein 5-like
Exons: 21
Coding region: 76-2502 (808 amino acids)
Biological process (GO): proteolysis; cell adhesion; binding of sperm to zona pellucida
Cellular component (GO): plasma membrane
Molecular function (GO): metalloendopeptidase activity
Source: RefSeq, a predicted model, not a curated record
CGAGCCGCGCUCCUGCCGCCACCUCAACGUCUCAACUGCUGUUAGACCCAGCCCUGCUCCUUCAACAGCGGAGCCAUGCUGCUGCUUCUAGCGUUUGUCUCAGGACUCGGUGGUCUGCACGCAGGCAUUGAUACUCAAAAGAACUUUAUACAGACCACAGUUCCUGAGAAGAUUUCAUCAUCCAACGCCAACGAAAAUCCAGAAAAUAAUAUUGGUUAUGUAAUUACUUUAGAAGGAAAGCAGUAUUUUAUCCAUGUCAAAAAACAAUCAUUUUUAUCUCCAACAGCGGUUACUCAUUAUUAUGGCAAAAAUGAUGAAGAGCUUCAUACACCUUUGAUAACUCAGAUGGAUUGCAAUUAUAAUGGAUAUGUUUCGGGUUUCCCAAAUUCUCUUGUGACACUCAACAUUUGUUCGGGACUCAGGGGCAUAAUUCAGUUUAAAAAUAUCUCAUAUGGAAUUGAACCAAUGGAGGCCCUAUCAGGAUUUGUACACCUGAUUUAUGAAGAAAAAACUGAUGAAAGUAUUAUUCGUCUAUUUGAAAAUGACAUGAAUAAUUUGCUUUAUGACUCCAAGAAUGCAGUAAGAAAAUAUCCAGAAAGAACUGACUUUUCUAAGUUAUUCCAAAGAAGCAUUGAAAUAUACGUUGUUGUGGAUAAAAAUCUGUUUGUUUACAUGGGCUCUGACACAAAGAUCGUAACACAGAAGAUUAUUCAGAUAAUUGGCCUUGCCAACACUAUUUUUACUCCACUAAAAUUGACUCUUGUAAUAUCUUCAAUUGAAAUCUGGUCAAAUAAAAAUAAAAUUCCUACAGUAGAGCAACCUCAUCUUACUUUAUUUCGAUUUUUAGAGUGGAGCAAGGACUAUCUUAAGUAUCGAUCACAUCGUUUUGCGUUUUUAUUCGCACUUGGGAAACACCAUGCGCUUCUAGGAGCCUCGCUUCCAGAGAAAUUGUGUGACAAGGACUUUGCAGCAGGAGUUGCUCUGUAUCCAGAGGGUUUUUCACUGGAAUCAUAUACUAUCAUUAUCGUGCAGUUGCUUGGAAUUAGUUUGGGAUUAAAUUAUGACAGUACUGACAGCUGCUAUUGCUCAGGAGAUGUUUGCGCAAUGAUGCCAAAAGCAAUAUUUUCAAGGGGUAUCAAGGAUUUUAGCACCUGCAGUUUGGAUGACUUUAAAUCUAUCACUUCACACUCUGAUGUUCAAUGUCUCUUGAACAGUAAUUACAGUCCUUUUGAAAAGCCAUUUUACAAACAACAAAACCCAAGGAGAGUGUGUGGCAAUAGUAUAAUUGAACAAGGGGAACAAUGUGACUGUGGCAUUGCAGCGAACUGUACACAUAAAGAUUGCUGCGAUCCAAGAUCUUGCACAAAGAUAGCUGGCAAAGCCUGUGGCUCUGGAGAAUGCUGUACAAAAGAUUGCAAGUUAAAACCAAAGGGUAUGUUAUGUAGGAAAAUUGAAGAUAAACAAUGUGACUUCGCUGAGUAUUGCAACGGGGAGAACCAAACCUGUCCACCCAACACGUUCAUGCGCAAUGGGGAAUACUGUGAUGAUGGCGAAGCUUUCUGUUACAAUGGGCAAUGCCACAGUGCCACAAAACAGUGUAAAAAAUUAAUUGGAGGCGAUACUAGAGGUGCUCCAUUUCCGUGUUAUGAUGAAGUAAAUGCCAGAGGAGACAGAUUUGGAAACUGUGGCAGAAACCCUUGUAGUUUUCCAGAUUUACUAUGUGGCAAAUUAGUUUGUGUAUGGCCACACAAGUCAUUUGUAUCACGUACAAAUUUAUCUGUAAUUUACACACAUCUACAUGACGAAAUGUGUGUAUCAACAUAUAAACCAGCCGCCAAACCACAAGAUCAACCUACUCUCACAACAUACAAUACGGCACAGGACAGAGAUGAAACAUUUGUAACUGACGGCACCAUCUGUGGUCCUAAUAUGCUAUGUGUUGAGUUUUCUUGUAAAGUAGUCAAUUCACUGAAAAAUAUAAAACUUUGUGAAAUGUCGGACCAUUGUGGCGGUAAUGGGGUUUGCAACAAUUUUAAUCAUUGCCAAUGUAAGAAAGGAUUUGCUCCUCCUAACUGUUCAGCACGAGCAGGAGAGUUUGGAAGUGUUGAUGACGGUCAUUUCCGGGCAGGCGGGAGAAGUGAUAUUGUUGGAAGGCACGCUGUUUUUAAAAAAAAACAGUUGCAUCUCAUUUUAUAUAUUUCCCUGCCUGUGUUUAUAAUUGUUGGAGCUGUCUUACUGAAACAGAAUAAAAUAAAACAGAUAUGGUACAGAGGAGAUACUGAAAGUGACGUGAGUGACAGGUCAAAUACAGAAGAAAGCAGUGCUUCCAUUUCACAAGACCUGUACAGGCCCACUGCAGCCAAGAACGGGUCCAAGGGAAUUGCUCUGAGCCACCCCCCUGUUGGCUACUUUGCAGCUGCCUCUGCAGAGCAGAAAAAUCUGCGAUCACUUGUUAGAGAGAAUCACAAACAAGAGAACCUGGAAUAUCUUCAAGACACAUAG